Molecule: messenger RNA, 1135 nt
Organism: Periconia digitata
Lineage: Eukaryota; Fungi; Ascomycota; Dothideomycetes; Pleosporales; Periconiaceae
Source: the annotation of a GenBank genome assembly
UCACUGUUAAUUGCUGAUGACUACAGACUGAAAGCUACCACACUCAUUUACUACGACAUUCGUUCCGAGCCCUCUAAUUCAAAAUUUUCUAUAUUACUUUCGCUCACAAUGUAUACCGGGCGAUUCGUUUCUCUCGCGGUUGCGGUCUCAAGUCUCGCCAGCACUGCGUCUGCAACAUGUUACUCGCCAAAUAACAUCACUCGACAAUAUUUCCAGGAAUGCACUGAUGAACCAGGCAAGAUCAGUAUGUGUUGUGCGCUGGACCGACCGAGAGCUUUUGGUGGACCUGGCGACAAAGGCCCAGUUGCCGACAAGUGUAUAUCAAAUGGGCUUUGUAUGAAUACCCGUCUACAUGUUGAUAAGAAUAUCAACAUAACGGAGUACUGGAGAGGCGACUGUUCUAUUGAGACCGGUAGUGAUGAUCCGCUGUGCUUGCGAGACUUGUGUACUGAGAGGAGCGUUCAUGGAUCCACAGCUUUGACUCCUUGCGAUGGAACACCAGACUCGGAGGAUUGGUGCUGCGGGAAGAACACCACUUCAUGCUGCGGUACCUCUACAGCAAUCAAAUUAGCAAAAGUGUUCAGUGCAGAGCUACGUCCUGUUGCAGUCUCACAAUCAUCCUCUCCGAGCUCAUCCUCGAAGCCCACCGAGUCAGCUCAUGCGGUAUCAUCUAAUACCCCAGCGGAGUCAUCCAAUACCCCCGCGGAAUCGUCCAAUGCCUCCGCGGAGUCGUCCGAUGUCCCCAAGGCCAAAGGCACCAGCACGGGAACUAUCGUCGGUUGCGUUGUUGCCGGUAUGACCAUUCUCGGAGCAGUAGUCGUCGGUAUUGUCAUCGUCCUCAUGAAGCGUCGGAACCAGAAGAAAGGUCCAGGGGAUGGUCCAUACGCAAACAUGCACCCCCAACACUUCUACAAACACCAACCACAUUCUGACGGCGCGUUCACUGCAGAGCUGAGUGGCGGCGCGCAAAGUGAUUGGGAGUAUGAGAAGAGCGGAUCCCAAUACAGACCGGGGGUGGUCGCUCCAGGCGCUCCUGUACCGGUGGCGACGAGACACUCGGUGAGGAAUCAAGAUAGAAGAUUUGAGCUUGACUCUGCUCCUAUCGCUGAAAGAGGAGGGAAGCAUGGCUUGUAGU